Messenger RNA from Paramisgurnus dabryanus, 1003 nucleotides. RefSeq names its product telethonin. Gene Ontology annotation, molecular function: titin binding; protein-macromolecule adaptor activity; structural constituent of muscle. Gene Ontology annotation, biological process: skeletal muscle contraction; skeletal muscle thin filament assembly; cardiac muscle contraction. Gene Ontology annotation, cellular component: Z disc. NCBI's taxonomy places the organism in Eukaryota, Metazoa, Chordata, Actinopteri, Cypriniformes, Cobitidae. The record is from RefSeq and is a predicted model, not a curated record.
AUAGCAACAAACCUUUAUAAGACACAUUGGCACAGAAGAAGUAGCACUUAGAGGAUAUGGCUUACGCCUUUCUGACUGAAGUAGAAUUAAGCUUAUAUUAGUUAAGAGUCCAUAACCAGAUGAAAUGCACUGUCUGAGCAGGACACCCAGGUCAAAUCUGCUGAACUCCUACAGUGACUUCCAGGAGACGGAUGAGAUUGCCAGAGAAUCAUAUGAGGCCACCUGGUUAGACCUGAUGAUGGAGACAAGACCAGAAUACAAGAUGACGCGCUUUGAGAAGGACUCUGUGAAGAAAGAAAGCUAUGAAAGCAAACAGGUGGUUCACUUCACAAUACGCAGAUUCCCAAACCAGAUGCUCUGCAUGGGAAGAGAGGGUGAGACAAUGCGGGAAUAUCAAUUACCUUACAAAAGCAUUCUCCCGAUACCAAUAUUUGUGCCGAGGGGCAUCACAAAGCCUGAUGUGACCCGUGAGCCUUCUCCCACUUCUUUGGACACUGAGACUAUUUCAAGAGGAAUUUGGCCUCAGAAGAGAGAGAUUUCAUCCAUCACCGACCAUAAGCCGAUGGUAAUACAACCUAGGAGUCUGGAGUUCAGAGCAUCCAGCCUCAUAUCUCCACCGCAAGAGUUGCAUCGUUCCCAACGUCGGGAAUGAUGAGGUGACGAAAGCUGUGGGGGGUGUGAUGGGUGAACUCAUUCCUAUUUCUGAAGACUUAUUCACAGCACAAGGGGUGUGAGCAUGCGUUUAUUUAUUUUUAUUUUGAGAAUACACAAAAAGUAUUUGGACACCCUGACAAAGGUUAUCAAAAACGUCCUAAAUUCUUUUUAAAACGUCAGCUCCUUUCAAGGUCAUAUGGGUCUCUUGCAUAUCUUCUAUACUACUGUAAAUGUUAUAAUUCAUCUUCCAGUGUCAUUUACACAUUGUUUCUGAACUGUAAUUUAAUUUAUGCCCAUUUAUGUGCAUUAUGGUACAAAAGAACAAUAAACCAUUUUGAUUUAUUUAAAA